AUGUCGCGAUUUACCCCCACCGUCUUAUCACUCGAGAUAAACAAACUACGAAAGUACGAACUUGAUGUGAUACGUCAGUCAAGCCAAAUGAAAAUUUGGUCUCCUUUUAUUAACCGCCACGGUAACGUGUCUCUCAAAAAGAAGUUUGGCGAAGCUUUGGAUGAAGGAAAUACUGAAGGGGCUGAGUUGAUCAAAACGUUCAAAGAUCAAAUUUACGUUGACGGUUCAAUCGUAGGUUAUGACGAUGGGAAGGAGGUUGUUCGUUUAUACCAUGAAUUUAAACAAAUAUUCGCAGAUGCUUCUUUUAAUACGCCUGCUCUAAGGUCAAAUAUGAAGAGGUCUUACGAGCCAAUUCCCGCAAAAGACUCAGAAAUUGGUUCAAUUCAGAAAGUGUUAGGAAUUAAAUGGCAAAGGCAGACGGAUCAGAGUGCUGGCUCAAGAGAAAUUGAAAGCAAAAAUUUCGGUCCAAUCAAUGUGGAUCUUCCUGACAACGCUCUGGAAAAACGGAUAAAGAUCCAGAAGGCGUUAAAAGACGUUAGCAAGCUACCAGUACUUAGGAGGGUAAGGAAUCAACAACCAGAAACAAAAUAUGAACUGCGUGCAUUUUGA
Messenger RNA from Enterobius vermicularis (human pinworm), 609 nucleotides. The record is from the annotation of a GenBank genome assembly. Lineage: Eukaryota; Metazoa; Nematoda; Chromadorea; Rhabditida; Oxyuridae.